AUGCCCUCAGCCGCUGCACCAGCACCACCCACUACGCAGUACAAAGAAGGCGCGGCGCUAAACGCCUACGGUACAAGUAGCUCUGAGGCCGACGCAGGACUACCCGCAGGCUGGGAAGUCCGUCACUCGAAUUCCAAGAACCUUCCAUACUAUUUCAACGAGUCACAGAAACAGUCACGAUGGGAGCCACCGCCAGGAACCGAUACCGAGAAGCUCAAGUCCUAUAUGGCUGAGCACCACAGCGCCCCCCAGAUCACAUCCGAUCCCGCACUCAACGGCCAUGGCGGGAGCAGUGGAAAGAUCAGGGCGAGCCAUUUGUUGGUGAAGCACAAAGAUAGUAGACGACCAAGCAGCUGGCGUGAGGCCGAGAUUAAACGCACCAAAGAAGAAGCUAUGAGCAUCAUUCUUGGACACGAGUCUCGCAUUCGCAGCGGUCAAUCGUCGUUAGGGCAACUCGCUGUUAGUGAGUCGGACUGCAGCAGUGCAAGAAAGAUGGGAGAUCUAGGUUUCUUCGGCCGCGGCGAUAUGCAGAAGGAAUUCGAGGAGGCUGCUUUCCAGCUCAAACCUGGAGAGAUGAGCCAUGUCGUCGAGACUGCUUCGGGGUUGCACUUGAUUGAGAGGCAAGUUCCAAUUAAUUUUCACAUAAAUGCCCAAUGCUUACAUCUGUUUAGGUUGGAGUGA
This is a messenger RNA of Cadophora gregata, 681 nucleotides long. It is a transcript of the gene SSP1, whose product is annotated as protein kinase ssp1. NCBI's taxonomy places the organism in Eukaryota, Fungi, Ascomycota, Leotiomycetes, Helotiales, Ploettnerulaceae. The transcript is spliced from 3 exons. Gene Ontology annotation, cellular component: cytosol; nucleus. Gene Ontology annotation, molecular function: protein binding; peptidyl-prolyl cis-trans isomerase activity. The record is from RefSeq and is a predicted model, not a curated record. Bases 1 to 681 code for a protein of 226 amino acids.